Molecule: messenger RNA, 1323 nt
Organism: Cucurbitaria berberidis CBS 394.84
Lineage: Eukaryota; Fungi; Ascomycota; Dothideomycetes; Pleosporales; Cucurbitariaceae
Exons: 2
Coding region: 1-1323 (440 amino acids)
Biological process (GO): inositol phosphoceramide metabolic process; sphingolipid biosynthetic process
Cellular component (GO): inositol phosphoceramide synthase complex
Molecular function (GO): inositol phosphoceramide synthase activity
Source: RefSeq, a predicted model, not a curated record
AUGGGUGCGGGAGCGUUCAUAGAACCGCUCGUCGUAGUCACACUACUCUUCGGAGGCACAUGGGUGAACCGAAACUCAGAUUACCACCUGCUCGGCCGUAGGAGAGUAUACCAGAACUCGCCGCGCUCGUCGUCACCUGCUUCUUCAGAAUCCUCCUCUGGUCGUUCGAGCCCAUCAUCCAGCUCAAGUCUUUUAGCAAAUAAUGAUGAGGUGCCGAAAUGGCGGAUGAGGGAGAUACGGGUGCUGGGCUUGAGGAAGGAGGUUAUGAGCCCGAAUACAAAGAGGUUCCAGGACUACUUUUUGAGUAGGCUGUUGAGGAAAUUCCCAUUCUUGGUGGAAGCCUGGUAUUGGGCGUUGAUUUACUGGGUAUACCAGCUCGGUCGCGCAUUCACCGCCGUAACAAUGGUCGAAGGCACCGUCAACGUCGCUCGCCGCCACGCUCUCCAAGUCAUCCACCUCGAGCAACGGCUCCACAUGUUCCACGAGCUUGAUGUGCAGCAUUGGUUCCUCAAACAUCCCUUCUUGAUGCACUGGACCAAUCGCAUAUACUCUUUUAUCCAUAUCCCCGGCACCAUCCUGUUCCUUGUCUGGCUGUUUUACUACACCACGGCGCAAAACCGGAUUGACCUCCCCCUACACAACAAGACCAAGGGGGAAGCGGAUGCGAGUUCUGCUGGGCCAAAGUUGUAUGCGGCAAGGAGACGAACAAUGGCUAUGUGUAACCUCAUCGCUUUUGUCGUCUUCACCUUGUGGCCAUGCAUGCCACCCCGCCUACUCUCCGACCCCAAUAUCUCCGGCUCCAUCGGAAAGGAAGCUCGUAGCUAUGGCUUCGUGGACACUGUGCAUGGCGCGGAAGGCGAAAGCAGUGUAUGGACACAGAACAAGUUCUGUAAUCAGUACGCCGCUAUGCCGUCUCUGCAUUUCGGUUACUCCCUCCUUAUUGGUCUCACUAUCAUGUCGAUACCGCUGGCGCCUCAGCACCGUCGCUCCCGCACUAUUCCCCUUACUAUGGGUCUGCGCAUACGGAUUCCUUCUCCUCGCCGCCUGCUGUGCAUUUUCCUCGGUGUCGCAUACCCCUCCAUCAUCCUCAUGGCCAUCGUUGCAACUGCGAACCAUUUCACCCUAGAUGCUGUAGCCGGUGCCAUGGUCUGCGGUUUAGCGUGGACGGGCAACCGCGUGUUGUUGAAUUUGCUGCCCCUUGAGGAUUAUUUCCUGUGGCUUGUGCGGAUCCACAAGCCUGAACGACGUGGUGCAUCGUUCGACCCAGAUGAGGAUACUUGUAGACACGGGAGGUUUGGCGUGAAGGGAGUCAUUGUGGACUGA